CCUGACGGCGGUGGCGCAAGCCACUCUCCCGACCCGCACGAUCCCAAUGGAGGACACCUAUCACCGCCAUUCCAACGGCUCCUGGAGUUGCCCUCCCUGGGUCCCGAGUUCUACCGCCAGUUUCGCAACAUUUCUGCCUCGGAUCUCCAUCUCCUAGAUGGACGCCUUAACCAGCAGGAUCUGGUGUGCCUGGCGGACUUGGCCCAGUUCAUGGGGAGCCUGGCCUCGCCCAAGCUGUGGGCUCUUAGCAUGCUGGACUCGUGGGGCAACAAGCCCUCGGGCUACUUGAGCGGCAACCGCGUCGACAUGGGCAACUACGAGGAGUGCCUUCGUGUAGACGGAACCAUCACCGAGACGCACCACAUCAAAGGGAAAUAUUGCUUCCUGGAACUACCCGUCGCCAAGUGGCUGGGCUUCAAUUCCGAACUCUUGGCGGUAACCAACAUGAAAACCGCCGUUUGCUUUCCCUCCUCCUGUUCUGCCGAGACCAUGGAGGUCUUCCUGAAGCAGCUCCUCCAGCGUCUCCUGGGCACCGGCGGCCUCGACAAGUUCUUUUACAUCAACGAACAGUCCUGCCAGACCAGCGAGAGCGAUCCCCUCGACGGUCUCACCAUCUUCACCAUUGUGUUCCUGUCCAUCUUCUGUGCCGUGGUGGCACUGUGCACUCUCUACGACUACUUCCUGUGCCCGGAUCAGGGCAAGCUUCCCCGGCUGGUGAAGGUCUUCUCGGCCCGUGCCACUUCCCGCGAGCUGUUCGCCAUCGUGGACCCCAAGGCGACUCCCAAUGUGAUCCAGUGCCUCAACGGCAUGCGCUGCCUGUCCCUGAUCUGGGUGGUACUGGGUCACGAGUACGUCAUGUACUUGAAAGCGCUGUCCGUCAACCAGCAGUACAGCUUGCGUUGGAUGUCCAAGCCCUACUCCAGCUUCAUCCUCUUCGCUCCCUUUUCGGUGGACACGUUCUUCUUCCUCUGUGGUUUCUUGCUCGUGGUGAUUGGCCUCCGCACCCUGGACAAGAGCAAGGGCAGGCUGAAUGUGCUUUUGAUGUACCUGCACCGCUACCUGCGCCUCACUCCCAUCGUGGCCGUGGCCAUCCUCGUCUACAUGAAGAUGCUGCCGCUCCUGGUCGCCGGGCCAGUGUCCGACGAUGUGGGCUUCUUUGACUACUCCGUGUGCAGGAGGACCUGGUACUGGACACUGCUCUACGUGCAGAACUAUGCCACCAAUGAUACGUGCCUUGGACACACCUGGUACCUGGCCGUGGACAUGCAACUAUACGUCCUGGCGCCCAUCCUGCUGAUAGGGCUCUACAAGUGGGGCAAGAAGGGCGCCGCAGCCAUCCUCCUGGUCAUGCUGCUGCUCUCCGCCUGCCUCUUUGCCACCAUCAUGACCAACGACUACGGAAUCCUUGCUAAAAAUGGCGGCCAAGAUCCUGAGGUGCAGAAGAAGCUAUAUGCUGCCACUCACACGCAUGCAGCUCCCUGGUUGGUGGGCACCCUGUUUGGCUACUUCAUGCACCUGGUCCGCGGCAAGCAGUUGCGCCUCAAUGGGCUGGCCGUGUGGACCGGAUGGCUGCUCUGCCUGGCAAUGAUCUUCACCUCGCUCUUCGCCAUGUUUUCGUACGCAAAGCUGCUGGGUCCCUCGCCCACGGUGCUGGAGGGAGCGCUCUACUACACCCUGACCCGCAUCGGCUGGCCCCUGGCCCUCUGCUGGGUGGUCUUUGCCUGCGUCCAGGGAUACGGAGGCCUGGCCAACAGCUUUCUUUCCUCGCCCCUGUGGCAGUCGCUGUCCAGGCUCUCCUACUCCGCCUACGUCUGGCACAUCUUCAUCCAGGAGGUGAACCACAGGCGUGUGAGAUCGAACAUUUACUUCUCGGAUUACGACGUGAUGUGCGGGUUCUGGGCCACCUUUGGCUUCACCCUCGUCAUGUCCUAUGUGAUGUACGUCGUCGUAGAGGCUCCGCUGGGAGGACUGGAGGGGCUGCUAAUGCCCAGUCGAAGGAGUCCGGCAAAGCAGGCUCAGGCCGUGACAAAGGAGCAACAGGAGGAGCAGCUCCCAGAAGGGGCUACCUCGAAGGCAGCCUAA
Messenger RNA from Drosophila kikkawai, 2082 nucleotides. Its product is annotated as nose resistant to fluoxetine protein 6-like. The record is from RefSeq and is a predicted model, not a curated record. Gene Ontology annotation, molecular function: acyltransferase activity, transferring groups other than amino-acyl groups. NCBI's taxonomy places the organism in Eukaryota, Metazoa, Arthropoda, Insecta, Diptera, Drosophilidae.